UCAAAAUCUCCACUCUUGACUAUGGAUCACUCUUUAUGUGUUCUUUACAUUUUCUCCCUCUGUAUAUUCUCCUAUAACAUUGAAUACAGAGAAACUCUUUUGCAUGUGACAUGUGGAGAUCCAUGGAGAUGUUUCUUUCUUUCAUAAACACGCGUACUCAAGGUGGCACUGCAACAUGAAAACCUUAAGGUGUUAUUUCAACAUUUAUAUUCAUUAAAAAUGUAUGAGAAAUUUCAAACUUCAAGUGGCAGAUUACCCGGAAUAAAAUUGACUCAAAUGAGAAAGAAAGUCAAAAUAUAUCAACGUCUAGCUCCAAAAAUCUUUAAGAUGAAUUAAAUAUGGUCAUAAAAUCCUCAAAGAAGGAGCCAAAAAUUAUUAAAAAGACGGUUGAGAGGUAGACCCUACUCAUGUUAUACAAGUAACUCUCCAAUACUCUCCCUUCCCUAUAAAUAAGGGUCUCAUAGAACCUGUAUUUUCAUCUUUCUCAAGUAUUGUUGUGUCCACUAACAAUAUGAAAAUGAAGCCCUUUAUAUUCUUGUGUUCUCUUUUUGCUGCGGCUCUCAUCUCUUUAGUCUUGGCUGACAAACUAUCUGAAGAUGAGAUAAGAGCUGCUCGUGUAAUUCAUGCAAGCCUCUUGGGGUGUGAUCGCAAGCAAGAAAUUUCUGCAAAUGGUGAGAAGUUGAACAUGGAAGCUUAUCAUACAAACUGCAAAGGAAGUAUAGGAGGCGGCAGCGGCGGAUAUGGUGGUGGUAGUUCGGGCGGUGGAGAAAGCGGUGGCGCUGGUGGUGGCGGAGGAAGUAGUGGCGGUGGAAGUGAAGGAGGGGGUUAUGGUGGCGGUGGUAGUUCGAGCGGUGGUGGCGGUGGUGGCGGUGGUGCUGGUGAAGGCGGAGCCAGUGGUGGAAGUGGAGGAGGGGGUUAUGGUGGAUCUGGUGGUGGUAGUUCGGGUGGUGGAGGAAGCGGUGGUGGUGCUGGUGGAAGUGGAGGCAGUAGUGGUGGUGGAAGUGGAGGAGGGGAUUAUGGUGGUGGUGGAUCUGGUAGUGGUAGUUCGGGUGGUGGAGGAAGCGGUGGUGGUGGUGGUUCUGCUGGUGGAGGCGGAGGCAGUGGUGGUGGUGGAAGUGGAGGAGGGGGUCAUGGUGGUAGUGGAGGAGCUGGUGGUGGAAGCGAAGGAGGUGGCAGUGAAGGUGGUGGAGGAGGUUAUGGCGGUGGGAGUGGAGGAAGUGGGGGAGGUGGUAGUGAGGGUGGAGGGAGCAGUGGAGGUGGUGGUGGAAGUGCAGGAGGUGGUGGUGAAGGUGGAGGAAGCAGUGGAGGCGGUGGUGGAGGCGGAGGAAGUGGUGGAGUGGGUUAUGGUGGUGGUGGAAGCGGAGGAAGUGCUGGUGGUGGAGGUGAAAGUGGUGGCGGAAGCGGAGGUGCAAGUGGUGGUGAAAGUGGAGGGAGUGGGGGAAGUGGUGGAGGCGGCUAUGGUGGUGGAAGCGGAGGAAUCGGGGGAAGUGGUGGAGGAAGCGUAGGUGGAAGUUGUGGUGGUGGAAGCGAAGGCGGAAGUGGUGGAAGUGGUGGUGAAGGUGGUGGAAGUGGAGGGGGAGGUUACGGCAGUGGUGGAAGCGCCGGAGGAAGUGGUGGAAGUGGUGGAGGCGGAGGCGGAGGCGGAGGAGGAAGUGGCGGGGGAGGAUAUGGGGGAAAUGGUAAUCAUAAAGUAUCUGGCCGCCAUCAUCGCCACCAUGGCCAUAAAGGACAUAGUGGAAAAGGAGAAGGGGGAGGAUAUUGA
This is a messenger RNA of Lotus japonicus, 1762 nucleotides long. RefSeq names its product glycine-rich cell wall structural protein-like. The record is from RefSeq and is a predicted model, not a curated record. The transcript is spliced from 3 exons. Bases 512 to 1762 code for a protein of 416 amino acids. Lineage: Eukaryota; Viridiplantae; Streptophyta; Magnoliopsida; Fabales; Fabaceae.